Messenger RNA from Armigeres subalbatus, 2518 nucleotides. RefSeq names its product cysteine--tRNA ligase, cytoplasmic (gene CysRS). The transcript is spliced from 3 exons. Gene Ontology annotation, biological process: cysteinyl-tRNA aminoacylation. Bases 212 to 2419 code for a protein of 735 amino acids. Gene Ontology annotation, cellular component: cytoplasm. The record is from RefSeq and is a predicted model, not a curated record. Gene Ontology annotation, molecular function: cysteine-tRNA ligase activity; ATP binding. NCBI's taxonomy places the organism in Eukaryota, Metazoa, Arthropoda, Insecta, Diptera, Culicidae.
UUUGAACGUCAACAAAAACCGCAUUCGUGCAUCCACCUUUUUUUCGUCGCGAGUUUCGCGGUUGUGUAUGACUAAUCGCAUGCCGAAUUUUCUGUAUUUCGGCGUUUAAAAAGUACCGUAAAACGUUGCAUUUGUCGCACUAUCCUAAACAAACUGUAGAACAGCAGGUCUCAACUUAUAAUCAAGAAAUCGCUGUACAGCGCUGAUCGCAAUGGCAAAACGUGUUCAACCGACGUGGCAAACUCCGGUUCCAACGAAGGAGGAACCAAGGCUUCGACUGUUCAACAGUUUGACCCGGCAGAAGGAGCUGUUCGUUCCGAAGGAUGGUAAGAAUGUCAAGUGGUAUAGUUGCGGCCCAACGGUGUACGAUGCGUCGCAUAUGGGUCACGCUCGGUCCUAUAUUAGUUUCGACAUACUCCGAAGGGUUCUGUCGGACUACUUCGGGUAUAACGUCCUCUACGUGAUGAACAUCACCGAUAUCGACGAUAAGAUCAUCAAACGAGCCCGGCAGAAUUUCCUGUAUGAGCGGUACGUGGAACGGACUACGUCCUUGGAGACACUCCUGGAAGAUAACAAGGAGGUGAUGGAAGCAUUCCAGGGUAAUCUGGUCAAAACGACGGACCCCGACAAGAAGGCAAUGAUGGAACGAAUGCUAGAAAAGUUGACUGUAGCGGUGGACAAUUUGACGAUAGCGGUCAAAAGUGGUGAGAAGGACAAAGUGACGGAUGCUCAGCGACAGUUCCUGGAGGAUUCCAAAGAUCCAUUGUCCGAUUUGUUGGACAAAAAGGAAGGAGCUUCUGUAAGCGAGAAUUCCAUUUUCGAAACGUUGCCUCGAUUUUGGGAAGAUGAAUUCCAUAAGGACAUGGACGCUUUGAACGUGUUGGCGCCGGAUGUGCUAACGAGAGUGAGCGAGUACGUUCCGCAGAUUGUGGGAUACAUUCAGCGGAUUAUUGAUAAUGGGCUGGCCUACGAAGCGAACGGAUCGGUUUACUUUGACGUGGCAGGAUUUGAUAAACGUGAUAAGCAUUACUAUGCUAAGUUGGUGCCGGAAGCUUACGGUGAUGCCAAAUCUUUACAAGAGGGCGAGGGCGAUUUGAGCACAACGGAGGACCGUCUUUCGGAGAAGCGAUCCCCAAAUGACUUUGCCCUGUGGAAGAGCAGCAAAGCCGGAGAGCCUUGGUGGGAGAGCCCAUGGGGUAAAGGUCGUCCUGGAUGGCAUAUUGAGUGCUCUGCCAUGGCGUCCGAUAUUUGCGGAGAUUAUUUGGACAUUCAUACGGGUGGAGUGGACUUGAAGUUCCCCCACCAUGACAACGAACUGGCUCAGAGUGAGGCUCACGAUGGAAGCUCAGAAUGGGUUAAGUACUUCCUCCACACGGGACAUUUGACCAUCGCCGGGUGCAAGAUGUCAAAAUCUCUCAAAAACUUUGUCACUAUUCAGCAAGCUCUCCAAAAACACACUGCCACUCAACUUAGACUCGCAUUUUUGCUGCAUUCCUGGAAGGACACGCUGGACUAUUCCGAAAACACCAUGGAAAUGGCCGUCCAAUAUGAACGAUUUUUGAACGAAUUUUUCCUCAACAUUAAGGACCUCACCAGACACGUAGUUAGCGGAAAGCCACGAGAUCGGUUUAACUUGUGGACACUGGUUGAGUCUGACCUACAGCAAAAAUUGAAUUCCACAAAGGAACUCGUUCAUGCGGCGCUCUGCGACAACAUUGACACUCGUACGGCCCUCGAUGCGGUUCGCGAUUUGGUGUCUCAUAGCAACGUCUACAUUCGGGAUCAUAAAAAUGAGCUGAAUGCAUUAUUGUUGAGGAGAAUUGCCAGUUAUAUUACGGAUUUGCUGCACAUUUUUGGUGCAAUAAAUGGUCCCAGAGGAGGAAUAGGGUUCCCUGUAGGAGGAAGCGCUGGCAAUGGCGAUCUGGAAGAAACUGUCAUGCCCUAUCUGACUACCCUGUCCGAUUUCCGCACGGCCGUACGAGAGCAAGCUCGCACCUUGAAGGCAACCGAUAUCCUUCAGUUGUGCGAUCGAAUUCGGGACGAUAUCCUACCAAAUUUGGGUGUCCGGUUGGAGGAUCGGGAGGGUAACGCUUCGGCUCUGAAGCUGGUAGACCGCGAAGUUCUUCUUAAGGAACGAGAAGCUAAACGGGCCGAGGAGGCUCGUAAAGUGGCGGAGAAAGAGCGGAAAAAGGCCGAAGCUGCCGCAGCGCAGUUGGCGAAGGAUGCACAGCGUAAGAUCAAUCCGGUGGACAUGUUCCGUGGCGAGGCGGAUAAGUAUUCGGCUUUUGAUGAGCGUGGACUGCCGACGCACGAUGCUGAAGGGAAGGAGAUCAGCAAAGGGCAGCAGAAGAAGCUGCAGAAACUGCAGCAACAGCAGGAGAAACGCUACCAAGAAUAUUUGGAUUCGGUCAAAGUUUAAGGCAAGAUCAAACACGUGAAAGAAUUUUACUAAAUUUUACUUUUUUCUAUUUAUUUAUUUGUGAUAAGACCAAUGCAAAUAUAAACGAUUUGGGCAGUA